Molecule: messenger RNA, 986 nt
Organism: Populus trichocarpa (black cottonwood)
Lineage: Eukaryota; Viridiplantae; Streptophyta; Magnoliopsida; Malpighiales; Salicaceae
Product: mini-chromosome maintenance complex-binding protein
Exons: 5
Coding region: 447-986 (179 amino acids)
Biological process (GO): DNA-templated DNA replication
Molecular function (GO): chromatin binding
Source: RefSeq, a predicted model, not a curated record
UUUCCAGUUUGUUCAGCUGCUUCCAUUAACUUUACACCAGUGUGUUUACUGUAGAUUAUUUUCAUCUCAGCUGUAGCCUUCUUAUUAUGAUGAUUAACUCUACCAUUGACGCUGGAUUAGAUUUUUGAGCGACAAUGUGAUAGUCACUACAUGAUUGAUCAUAGUACGUGGUCCUCUGUGAAAGAAUUCUGAAAGUGAAACCUGUGUUUUGGAGGUGUGUCCUUAUCAUGUUAUCUUGAACAUCCUUGUUGAAUGACAGGUCUCAGGUGAUGAAUCUGAAGAUUCUCCUAGUGCGAAAAGAAUGGUUAGUGUAACUCACAGUCUAUGACUUUCUGCAGAACUCCCCUCCGACAGAGACAAAACCCCAUUUAGUCAAAGAGGCAAGGGAAGCUCUGUUGAGGCAUCUCACAUCUAUUCUUGGAAAUGAUGAGGUAGCUGCUCAUUUCAUGUUGUUGCAUCUUCUGUCUAGGGUACAUGCCAGAGCAGAUAAUGUUGCUGUUGGGAAGCUUUCUUUGAACCUUACUUGUUUUAGCAAAGAGAUCGCAUCUGUAUUCAGCACUAAACUAAGUGUUCUCAUCAAGAAUCUUCUUCCCUUCACAAAAUGCAUACUCCUGACUGUGGAAUAUCUCAACACGACUUCUCUUGCUCCCAAAAAGGAUUAUCAAAUAAAUAGACUGAUACCUGGAGUUCUACAGCUAGCUGAGGGCUCACACUUAAUGUUUGAUGAGACAUGUUUGGAAACAGGAACCCUCAAUUCUGCUGGGGUGGAGAACGCAAGGCUGCUGAAAGCCCUGACAGAGUUGCAAAAGGUUGAGUAUGAUUUUAAGUAUUACAAGAUGGAGAUGAUGGCUCAUGUCCAAAUGCUAAUAUCGUCAGAGGGGAAAUCAAACAUCUUGCCAGCAGAAAUCCUGGAAGCUUGGAGAUGGUACUUGGCUACUGUUAGAUCAAUGCCUCAGUUGAUCGAGUCAGAUGUGUAUAAAAAUUAA